AUGAUUUCCCUAAUUACGGCAGGACUGGGAUUGUUUACAGUUGUGAACGGUGCCAGAAUCACUCAAAGGAACAUACGAGCCAGCCUGGAGGGUCGAGGGGUACCAGCAAAUGCAACUGGGGUAAAGACUCUCGUUACACCUCAAAAUAUAACAAUUCGUUACAAGGAGCCUGGAAAAGAUGGUGUAUGCGAGACUACACCCGGUGUGAAUUCGUACUCGGGAUAUAUUGACCUUGAUGCCAACUCACACACUUUCUUCUGGUUCUUUGAAGCCCGAAACGAUCCUGCGAAUGCACCAGUUACUUUAUGGUUGAAUGGUGGACCAGGAUCCGAUUCUAUGAUCGGUCUCUUCCAAGAAUUGGGUCCUUGCAAUGUUACGGCAAACCUCACAACUGAGGUGAAUCCUUAUUCAUUUAGCGAAUAUUCAAACUUGCUGUUCCUUUCCCAACCUUUAGGUGUUGGUUUUUCAUAUGGAUCCGAAGGUGUUGGGAGUUUGAACCCAGUCACCGGUAUCUAUGAAAACGCUUCCUUUGCUGGGGCACAGGGGAGAUAUCCUGUCAUCAAUGCCACAGCCCUUGAUACUACAGAUCUUGCUGCAGUGGCCGCAUGGCACGUUUUACAAGGAUUUCUUGGUGGCUUACCCCAACUAGACCCGGCCGUAAAUCUUACAUCGAAGAAGGAAUUCAACUUAUGGACAGAGUCUUAUGGUGGCCACUAUGGUCCCGCAUUUUACAAAUACUUCUACGAUAGAAACCAGGAAAUCGCAAACGGUACUAUCGAAGGUAUCCAUCUAGACUUCAACACCCUUGGUGUUGGUAAUGGAAUCAUCGAUGAGUAUACUCAAGCACCCUUUUAUCCUGAGUUUGCUGUGAACAACACAUAUGGUAUUAAGGCUUAUAAUGACACAGUCUACAACUUUGCCAAAUUUGCUUUAAAUAUGGGCUCCGGUUGCCUUGAUCAGAUCAAUACGUGCAGAGCAACAAAUUUGACGACAGCUGCAGACCAAGCAAUAUGCACAGAGGCUGAGAAUAUGUGCAGAGAUAGCGUGGAAGGACCAUUCUAUGUCUAUGGAGGACGAGGAGCCUAUGACAUCAGACAUCCUUAUGACGAUCCAACUCCACCCACCUACUUUAUUGAUUUCCUAAACUUAGCUUCCACGCAGAAUGCUUUAGGAGUCAAUUUAAAUUACACCGAGGAUGCCAAUGAGGAAGUUUACUACGCUUUUCAGCAGACGGGAGAUUUUGUCUAUCCCAGUUUCUUGGAAGAUCUGGAAUAUCUACUCGCGAACGAUGUUCGAGUAUCAUUAUUCUACGGUGAUGCAGAUUAUAUUUGCAACUGGUUCGGAGGAGAAGCCAUCUCCUUGGCUGCAAACUAUACUCACAGCACUGAAUUUGCUGCAUCCGGUUAUGCUCCUUUCUUGGUUGAUGAAACAGAGUACGGGGAAGUGAGACAGUACGGAAAUUUUAGUUUCUUGAGAGUCUACGAAGCAGGCCAUGAAGUACCUUUCUACCAGCCAGUAGCGAGUUUAGAAUUUUUCAGACGGACAUUGCUCAAUCUCGACAUCGCGGAUGGAAAAUCGAGGAUUACAAGCAACUAUUCAAGCCCGGGUCUCGCUUCAGCUACUCACACUGAGCCUUUUGUAGCACUGCCAUCAUCGACAUCACGCUCUAUUGCGGCAGCUCUUGGAAUACCAAAUGGAUUGCCAAAUUGGCGUAUAUAG
Molecule: messenger RNA, 1719 nt
Organism: Sclerotinia borealis F-4128
Lineage: Eukaryota; Fungi; Ascomycota; Leotiomycetes; Helotiales; Sclerotiniaceae
Source: the annotation of a GenBank genome assembly